CAUGCAAAUCUCUACCGAGUAAACGGCUGACUCAACGGUCGGGUGGCACGACGUGUACGGCACUUUGGCUUCGCUUGCCAUGCAACUAUUGUGAUGACGAACAAUAGCCGACCUCCCGGUUAACUCAAUUCAAAAAAACAUAAAUCGGCUCACUUGUUCAAAGGGGCAUUCCAAAUACCAAUCAUUUUCGAAAGCGGAGUGUACACAUUCUGGAUUACCUGAUACAAUUUUGACAGCUCUCUAAGGGAUGAUAUAUACACUGGAUUCUCAUCGAGGAAGGUAGAGUCGAGGCCAGAGGAGCUUCUGGAAAUUCGUCAAAAUGUUCUGGAUGCAUACGUUUGGUGUGUUGGUUCUCAUAGUCGUUGGAAGUCAAGCGCAGAAUGCGUGCGAUAGUGGGCCAUGCAAGAACGGCGCCACAUGCCUUGGGUUUGUCAGCCUUCCUACCUUCUUCAUCUGCACGUGCGCCGAUGGAUUCGAAGGGACAACCUGCGAAGAUGAGGUAACUGCAUGUUCCAGUGACCCCUGUCAGAAUGGUGGAACGUGCUUUCCCCAGAGCGGGAUAAGCGAUUACACAUGCCAAUGUGCCAGCGGCUGGACCAGUACAAAUUGUGAAGUGGAGGAGGGACCUUGCGAGAGUUUCCCCUGCCUGAAUGGUGGAACGUGCCAAACCAUGGUCGGUUUUUAUACCUGUGAGUGUCCCGACGGCUGGAUCGGGAUUGACUGUUCCGUGGAAUUCCAGGCAGACAAUUGUGCCAGUGAGCCUUGCAAAAACGGGGGCACUUGUUCCAAUUUUGGAGGAGCCUUUACCUGUGCCUGUCCGACACAGUGGAGCGGUUUAACCUGUGAAGUUGGUAACCCUUGUCUGAGUACCCCGUGCCAAAAUGGAGGCAUCUGCAACAACUUCCAGACAUUUUUCACGUGUAGCUGCAUCAACUCAUGGCGAGGAGACGUCUGCACCGAGGGCCCCUGCAAUAGUGACCCCUGCCAGAAUGGUGGGGUCUGCACCGACGCCAAUGAUGCCUCAUUCUUUACAUGUGACUGCCCAACUGAGUGGUUGGGAACCACUUGCUCAGUAGAGAAUGCUUGCCUUGCUAACCCUUGCAACUCAAACGGCGACUGCACUCCUACCACGACUGGGACUGGUUACGUAUGCUCAUGUAACGUCGGCUGGAAUGGGGCUGAGUGUGAUAUUGCCAAUCCGUGUGAGAGUAACCCGUGUGGUUUGAACGGAGUGUGCCGCAAUAACGACACUGAGUACUACUGCCUGUGCCUCAGCGGAUGGGUGGGCACCAACUGUGAAGCCGAGGAUCCGUGCCUGAGCAGUCCCUGCCAGAACGGAGCGAUGUGCACCGGAGAACCGACCAUGUACAUCUGCACCUGUCAGGAAGGCUGGGUGGGAGACACCUGCAGCAUCGUGGGUGAUCCCUGCCUGAUCCAAGCUCCUUGCAAGAAUGGAGCGACGUGCGUCAAUCCGGACACCGGUUUGUACAACUGCACGUGUGCUGUGGGUUGGAUUGGCACCAACUGUGAUAUUGUUGACACGUGCCUGUCAGCACCUUGCCAGAACGGCGGAAAUUGCACCGUGGAAGUUGACGGAUACUCCUGUUCCUGUGAAGAUGGCUAUUCUGGUGAAAACUGUGAAAUUAUCGAUCCUUGCAUUGUGGAUGACCCUUGCAUGAACGGAGCUACAUGCUUCAACCCGGUGGGCACCAGCGAUUACAAUUGUACAUGUGCUGGGGGAUGGCGGGGAACCAACUGCGAAAUCGAGGACCUGUGUUUUGUCAAUCCAUGCCAAAAUGGUGGCACUUGCGUGUACGAGGGGGACACCGACUUCAACUGCACAUGCCCAGAUGGGUGGAUUGGAGAUGUCUGCGAUUCUGACGACCCCUGCUUGCCAAGCCCUUGUCAAAACAAUGCCACAUGUGUUCUAGACGGUCUCAGUAAUUACAUCUGCAACUGUGUUCCUGGCUGGACAAGCACCGACUGUGAAAUAGAGGACGCAUGUCGAAGCGAUCCUUGCCAGAACGGUGCCACAUGCACAAACACAGACCCUGGGUACGGGUGCACCUGCCCGGACGGUUGGCUGAGCACAAACUGCGAAAUAGCUGAAAGUCCAUGCUUGUCCACCCCUUGUCAGAACAAUGGAACAUGCCAGGACAAUGGGCCGGCUUAUGUGUGUGAUUGUGUGCACGGAUGGUCUGGAUUAAGUUGCGAGGAGGAUCCAUGCUUCAGUAAUCCCUGUGCUAAUGGAGGGACAUGCGACGUUGUUCUGGGCGACAUUGAAGCAAACUUCACCUGUACCUGUCAGCCAGGUUUUCUAGACUUCAACUGUGCCCAAGUUGAUUUUUGUUUCAGUGACCCUUGUCUGAACGGUGCCACCUGUGAACUCCUGCUGGACAGCUACGUGUGUCACUGCGCUGAAGGAUUUCUGGGAACCACAUGUGCUGAAGUUGAUUAUUGCUUCAGUGAUCCGUGCCAGAACAACGCAACAUGUAACCUCUUGUCCAGUGGCCAUAGCUGCACCUGUUUGGAAGGCUAUCUGGGCACACACUGUGAAAUUGAGGAUUUCUGUUUCAGUAACCCAUGCGAGAACGGGGCCACCUGUAACUUGGAGCUGUUUGUGGGCUACAACUGCACCUGUGCUGACGGUUUCCUGGGCACACUCUGCGAGAUCGCCCUGGAGCCAUGCACCUCACACCCCUGUCAGAAUAAUGGAGUGUGCUCACAAACAAAUGACUCCUACACCUGCACUUGUCCAGCCGGGUUCUCCGGACUGAAUUGCGAGGAGGAUUUCUGCAGCAGCAACCCGUGUCAGAACCAGGGAGUGUGCGACCUCAUCCCAAAUGAGGGCUACAACUGCACGUGCCCAGUGGACUACUUCGGCACACACUGCGAAUUCUUUGAUCACUGCUUUGCCCAGCCCUGUCAGAAUGAUGCCACGUGCCAGCUACUUACGGAUGCCAUUGGCUACAAUUGUCUCUGUGUGGAUCCUUACAUCGGCAAAAACUGUGAUGGAAUCGACUUUUGCUUUGACCAGCCCUGUCUGAACGGGGGAACCUGUCAGCUGACAUCCAGCGGCUAUAACUGCCAGUGUGUGGACGGGUUCCUGGGCGAUAACUGCCAACUAAUUGAUCACUGUGCUAGCAAUCCGUGCGUCAAUGGCUCCUGCGCCUUGAUCAAUGACAGCUACUCAUGCGAGUGUGCUAACGGAUUUGUUGGAGUCAACUGCGACAUUGUGAAUCAUUGCAAGAGCGAUCCUUGUGAGAACGGCGGAGGUUGUCAGCUUCUUGAAGAUGGCUACAUCUGCACCUGCCCCAGCGGAUAUGUGGGAACUCACUGUGAAAUUGUGAAUUACUGCGUGAGUGAUCCCUGCCUCAACGGUGCCACGUGCCAGCUGGGAAUGAGUAUGUACAUCUGCCAGUGUGCCGCCGGCUACAUCGGAGACAACUGCCAAAUAGAGGAUUUUUGUUACAACAAGCCUUGCAUGAAUGAUGGGAUAUGCCACCUGGAGCCCAACGGCUUCAACUGUACCUGUCUGGUGCCCUGGAUCGGAGACCAAUGCGAAAUACCCGUACCCUGUGACAGUAACCCAUGCCAAAACGGUGGGACGUGUAAUGCGAUCGGAGCAGAAUACCAGUGUGACUGUAGGCCGGGCUGGACCGGCACUGAAUGCACCUUUGGUUUUGACAAUCCUUGCGCCAGCGACCCUUGCUUCAACGGUGCCACUUGUAUCCUGAUCAAUACCAACACGGCCUUCCUUUGUGAUUGCACCCCGGGAUGGAGUGGGCCUCUGUGCCAGGGAUUUGUGACAUAUGAGCCCUGUUCCAGCAACCCUUGCGUGAACGGUGGGAUCUGUAACCCGUUCAGCUCCUACUACACGUGCAAUUGUUCAGAGUUCUAUUCUGGAAUUGACUGUGAAAUUGUGAGUCCAUGCAUCAGUUCUCCUUGUCAAAAUGGCGGAAUCUGUAGUUACAUCAAAGACGACACUUUUGACGGGUACCGCUGUGAAUGCCCCAUACUCUACAGUGGAACCAACUGUCAAUAUUCCAAUCCGUGUCUCAGUGCACCUUGCAUCAACGGAGGGACAUGUGUCAAUCGUGGCUCGGCGUACACCUGCAGAUGCCCCACAAACUAUGCUGGCACGGACUGCGAGAUAUUUACUGCUUUACCUUGCCUGAGCUAUCCGUGUCAGAACAACGGUAUUUGCCUGAACACAAACGAUGGAUAUGAGUGCACAUGUCCAGCUGGCUACCAAGGCUCACAGUGCCAACUAGUUGCCAACCCUUGUCAGAGCUACCCCUGCAGGAAUGGAGGGACUUGCUUUCAGUCUUCCAUAGCCUAUGCCUACGUCUGUUCCUGCCACACUGGGUAUGGAGGGCCAAACUGCGAGAUAAUCCCCGCCCCCUGCUCCAGCAACCCUUGUCAGAACGGCGGCGAGUGUUUCACCAGCGUUGUGGGCCUGAUCUAUUCCUUCGUAUGCCUCUGUCAGGAUGGCUACAGUGGAACGUACUGCGAGCAAGUGUCCAAUCCUUGCAAUAGCUUGCCUUGCCAGAACAACGGUUUCUGUUACACCACGGGGGCCGGCUAUGCUUGCGCUUGUACCGGCGGAUGGUCAGGCUCGAAUUGCCAGAUUGCACCGGAUCCUUGCGGAAGUAACCCCUGCCAGAACUUUGGCUUCUGUUUCACCAGUGUGGUGGGAUCUGACUAUCAGUAUGUCUGCUUCUGCACGGCCAAUUACAGAGGUCCCAAUUGCGAACUUCCAGCAUUAUCAUCUCCCUGCUCCAGCGAUCCAUGUCAGAAUGGCGGUUUAUGCUUUGAGGCAAUCUCUGGGGGAUCUUACAUCUGUAACUGUCCCACUGGCUACUCCGGACCCACCUGCCUCAUUGAUUUAACCAACCCUUGUCUGAACAACCCGUGUCUGAAUGGGGGAUUCUGUGCAACGAUUACAAAUAACCAAGCUUACAUCUGCACAUGCCCGACUGGCUACAGCGGAAACAAUUGCGAAAUCGACCUGUCCAAUCCUUGUGCCAGCUCUCCUUGCCUCAACGGAGGCUCUUGUUUCCCAUCGGCUGGUGAUUAUGCCUGCAACUGCCCCAUUGGCUGGCAGGGCCUGCAAUGCGAAACAGCCAUCGUGAACCCCUGCGGUAGUUAUCCGUGUCAAAACGGCGGCCGGUGUCUAACCAACUCUAUUAGUGAAUAUGUCUGUGAGUGCACAGCUGGAUAUGGAGGCAUCAACUGCGAAACAGUGUCAGAUCCAUGCGCCAGUAACCCUUGCCUGAAUCAAGCAGCGUGCAUCAACCUUGGUAACGCCUAUCGGUGUAACUGCCUUCAAGGGUACUCCGGAGACAACUGCCAAUUUGUUUCACUACCGGCUGACCCUUGCCUGAGCCAACCCUGCCAGAAUGGUGGAUUCUGUCUGGUGUCCGAUCUCAACAGCGCCUACCAAUGUUUUUGCCCGGUGGGAUAUUCUGGAACACACUGCGAAAUAGCUCCUGUCCCUCAAAAUCCCUGCAACAGUUCCCCCUGCCAGAAUGGAGGAUUCUGUUUCCGUAGCAGCAUCAGUGAGAGCUACAUCUGCUCCUGUGUGAAUGACUACAGUGGAUUACAUUGUGAAACUGCCCCUGCCCCUCCGGAUCCAUGCAACCCCUCCCCCUGUCAGAAUGGUGGAGUCUGUUACCCACAACGCAGUACAGGCCACCUGUGUGACUGCCUGGACAAUUAUGUGGGUGCCAACUGCGAAACGUAUGUUCCACCAGUGGUCCCAUGUGAGAGCAGCCCCUGUCAAAAUGGAGGCAUAUGUUUCCCUCAGGGUGCUGGGUACACGUGUGCGUGUGCAGCUGGGUAUGACGGCCUGCAUUGCGAGAUUGUGACGGACCCCUGUGGCAGCAACCCUUGUUUGUUUGGUGGUGUCUGUACAUCUAGUUCCUCCAGUGGGUUUUCCUGUGCCUGUCUUGAGGGUUACUCCGGCUCUGUCUGUCAGACAGUCACUGCUUGUGCGAGCGCCCCUUGUCAAAAUGGUGCAGUCUGUAUUGUGACAUCAAGUGGAGGCUUUGAAUGCCAGUGUUCAAGUCCUAUGUACGCAGGAACAUUUUGUGAAAUUGAGCUGAAUCCCUGUUCCAGCAAUCCUUGCGGCAUCACUGGUACCUGUGUCAACCGGUUCACCAGCUACCAGUGUAACUGUGAAGCAGGCUGGUCUGGUCUCAACUGUGGCAUUUCUCCAUGCCAAGAGAAUCCAUGUCUGAAUAAUGGACUUUGCUUUCUGUCCGGUACCCAACGUCAAUGUCAGUGUACAUCGGACUGGACAGGCGACUUGUGUGAGACAAUGGUUUUACCAUGCGAUAGCUCACCCUGCCUUAACGGUGCAACAUGCUUGCCCAUCGUCACUACCAGCUUUUUCUGCCAGUGCCCACCUGGAUUUGUCGGUGAUCUUUGCGGAAGUGUACGGGAUCCCUGCAACCCCAACUUGUGCAUGAACGGCGCCACCUGUGAGGUUCAGGGGGCCGGCUUUUCCUGUAGCUGUGCCCCACACUACACCGGUGCCCUNAUGUGAUCAAGUAUUGCCAUGCGAUCCCAGCCCUUGCAACGGCCGAGGGGACUGUGUCGUGACCGAGGAAGGGAGCAUCAAUGGUUACACCUGCGUCUGUCAGACAGGGUGGCUCGGGAAGCAAUGCCAAACAGCUGAGGUUGAUCCCUGUGACAGCAACAUCUGCCAGAAUGGUGGAGUGUGUCGUUCAGAGUCCAUUGGCUCUGCCAUCAAGAACUUUGAGUGCUUGUGCCCCAU
Messenger RNA from Acanthaster planci (crown-of-thorns starfish), 6781 nucleotides. RefSeq lists its product as uncharacterized. Lineage: Eukaryota; Metazoa; Echinodermata; Asteroidea; Valvatida; Acanthasteridae. The record is from RefSeq and is a predicted model, not a curated record. Gene Ontology annotation, molecular function: calcium ion binding. Gene Ontology annotation, cellular component: membrane.